AGCAUAGAGUUAUGAUGAGAGAAUCCAUUCAACUUCCCAUAAUCGACCUUACUUCCCCUGAUCCUAUUUCCACCGCUCGAGCAAUUCGUCAGGCAUGUGUAGAUGUUGGUUUCUUUUACCUAAUAAACCAUGGAGUAGAUGAAAGGUUAUUUAAGAAAGUGCUUGAACAGAACAAAAAGUUUUUCUCACUGCCCCUUGAAGACAAGAUGAAACUGGUACGAAGGAACCACAGAGGUUAUACUCCCCUUUAUGCUGAGAAACUUGAUACCUCUUCUACUUCCCAAGGUGACUCAAAAGAAAGCUUCUACAUUGGUUCUCUGGAAGGAAAGAGUGUUGUUAGUAACUUGAAUCAGUGGCCGGCAGAAGAAGUUCUGCCAAGUUGGAGAUCAACCAUGGAGGAUUACCAUAGAAGAGUCUUGGAUGCAGGUAUAAGACUAAUUUCACUGAUUGCUUUGGCAUUGGAUUUAGACGAGGACUUCUUUCAUAAAGCAGGGGCAUGUGAUUCACCAAAUGGAUUCCUUCGUCUGUUACAUUAUCCAGGUGAGUUGCAGUUAUCUGAACAAGUGGUGUAUGGUGCUUCUGCUCAUUCAGACUAUGGGAUGUUAACUCUUCUAGCUACAGAUGGUGUUGGUGGACUUCAGGUUUGCCGGGAGAAAUUCAACCGACCUCAGAUAUGGGAAGAUGUGCAUCACCUCAGUGGGGCUUUCAUAGUUAACAUUGGAGAUAUGAUGGAGAGGUGGACAAACUGCUUAUUUCGGUCUACAUUGCAUCGAGUUAUGCCAACAGGGCAAGAGCGUUAUUCGAUGGCUUUCUUUUUGGAUCCAAAUCCAGAUUGUGUGGUGGAAUGCUUGAAGAGCUGCUGUAGUGAUUCAUCUCCUCCCAGAUUUCCUCCAAUUCGUGCGGGAGAAUAUUUGGAAGAGCGCUUAAAAGUUACAUAUGUAUCAUAGGUGAGUACCAUCUCAUCACCUCGAACUUGAAAUUUGAUCAGCAUAUUGCUGUUGCUCGCGCAUGUCGAAAGCUGAUCAUAGAAAUUUUACUACAAGUUAUUUCAAAUUCAGUCUCUUCUGUUUGGUUACUCCGUAGAGACGCUUAAGAAGUCCAUGCACAGAAAAUAAAUUUAAGUUAAUAUCUCUCUUCUUUUGUAUUUUUAUGUGAAAUCAGAAUGAAUAUGAUCAUAAUGUCUUUAGUUGUUUUAGUGCAAAUUUUGUGUGACCCCAAGUA
This is a messenger RNA of Solanum verrucosum, 1221 nucleotides long. Its product is annotated as 2-oxoglutarate-Fe(II) type oxidoreductase hxnY-like. The record is from RefSeq and is a predicted model, not a curated record. NCBI's taxonomy places the organism in Eukaryota, Viridiplantae, Streptophyta, Magnoliopsida, Solanales, Solanaceae. The coding region runs from base 12 to 947 and encodes 311 amino acids. The transcript is spliced from 11 exons.